AGCUCUUCAUGGGUGCUCAGCAGCAGCAAUGGUCAUCAACAGCAACUCCUAGGCGGUGUGUGUGUGCGUAUCGACUGUUGACAGGAUGGACUUAGGUUUGGCGUGGCAGCCAUGAUGGGCUCGGACAAAUAGAGUGUCCUGCUGGCAAAGUCUGCAUCACCCGUCCAGCGAUCAAGAGGAUGACACUGAUGCAGCCAUGAGGGACACGUCACCGGCACUCGAGGUCCGAUCGGACACGGACGAUGCCUCUCAAGCUUGGUCCCCAAUUCUAUCGUGCUCUCUACCGGCCCUCCUCCCUCUCAGACCACUUUCUCGCUACUCUCGCCUCCUUACCACUGCUACCUGCUAGUACUGCCGCCCCUCUUGGUCAAAGCUUGCACCCAUUCCGUCUUCUUGCACCUGUCUUGCUCAGGCCAGGGCCAUGCCCUUCCAAGCUGAUCAGCGGUUCCCGCUUCGACAGCGUCACCAAUCUUGCGUCUUGCCGUGCGAACAAGCGUCCUUGAUGGCCAGACGCUCAAUCGACGACGCGACGGACAGCCAACCGAGCUCCAAGCCCACUUCAGAUGCACCACAGUGGCCAUUCAAGUACAAUCAAGGCAUUCUUGCAGGAAUAGGUGUCUCUUCUGCACUCAGUGUACUGCUUAUCAUAGGACUCUGCGUCUUCGUCUGUCGCAAGAUCCGCCGCCGACGCGAGAGGCAGCGACUAGCCUCAUCAAGCGUCUUGCCAAUCUAUGCUACUUCGGAGAAGGUCGAACAGCACAUAGCUAGAUGCGAUGGACCUCGUCGUGCAUCACGAUUUCUGAAUUGGCCAGCAUGCCCUUUGCUCUGCUGGAAUCUUCGCUACCGCUUCCGAAGCCAUGCAUGCUCGCAGGCUCAGACUCAGGGGGAGCUCUUCUCGUCGCUUAGCCAAGAGGAGCGAGGCCCAGAGGCUGCCAUAAUACAAGCUCAUACCUUCAAGUUGCCGGAGCUGAGUCACCGCAUCCCCAGCUGUGAUGGUGAAGAAGACGGCACGGAAGGCCUGGGCGACUCGUUCAGCUUUGAUACUAUCCCGACACCUCUGACUGUCGAAUUUGCCCUCCCUCCCGGCGCCAACGUCCCCGUCUCUUCACCACCCGAGCCCUGCAUCCUACAAGACGCAUCUGCAGAGAUUCCUUUCCCACCAGCUUGCGAGACGACUUGCUCUGGCCGAUCGGAUACUACACCUCUGUCAGAGGAUCAUUUGCCGCCGCGAGCGUCCCUAGCGUCAGAUGUCGAUCCUUCCUUCAUCGGCGGCAACGCUUCAAAGUGGGACACUAUGCCCAUUCCUGGACCACAUCUCCGACCACCUUCCGCUCUUGGUACCUUUCCCUGGCAUAUCAGGUCGCCUCGUCCCACUCUUGCUCACCCUUUACCUCAGCUCAAGGGGCAUAGCCGCCAGCAGACUCUGCCAGAGUCGCCAGAGAUCGAGCCACCCAACGACGACGAAGGCAAUCCACCUCCCAGCACAGAAGACAUUGCGCGACCCGACGCAGUCUACUCCAAGUGGCAGCGUCUGACGCAGAGGACAGACCGUAGCAGUACGGUUCAAGAGCGAAGGACUUCAAGGAGGCGAAGCUGGUCCUGGUGGGAGCGAGGCUCACCUCUGCGAGUGUACAGCUCAGAAGCCCCUCUGUCUCUCUUCCGGGGUCAAUCUGGCGACGAGAACUCUCAAGCCGCCCCACAUCCCCCAACAUCAAUCUUGCAGUCAGCGACAGUUGGAGCACAGACGAUGGUUCAGUCCUCCCGAGUCCAUUUUCACUCCGAGGUAGUCCGCGAGAGCCUCACCAUCGAAGCUCGCGAGGCACCCCGAGCCGAAGCACCCAAAAGUCCAUACGUCUUCUGGCGCGAUGAAGACGGUGACGUCUCGAUCCCGAUCGAGCUUGCGACCGAUGGCCGUACUCGAAGCUCCUCUAUCGGAUCCAAAUUCGUCGAGCAAUUCAAUGACUCUGCUUCUGCUGGUGGCAUGCAGGGCAUCGGCGAGCUCGUCAGGAAUUCGAGCGUGCGCUCUGGCAGGAGGGCUUCAGUUGGAAGUUUGGUAAGCCCGGGCCAGGAGGAAGUGAUCGAUGGGCCUCAGGCUGGGGAUUGGCUCGAAGCCGUUAGCCGUAUGGGAUGCUCUGAGACUGGCCAUGGCCGCCCAGCCCGAGUACAAGCCGAGGAUGUCCCAGAUAAAGGCGUGGUGGCGUCUGCCGGUAAGGCAGUACACGAGGCCGCCCCCUAGUCUGAGCCCGGCCGAGGCUCUCCACAGCAGGGCCGUCAGGCGCUGAUAAAUCACGCUUCUCGAAGCUAUUGAAAGCUUCUCACCAUCACAAUUAUGAUCUCUAUACCCUCUUCACGUUGACAAAAUACCAAUGGACCCCACGUAAGCUGCUAAUCAAUUCUCGAAUCUCUCUUCUCCUUGUCUACUGGCCUGGCGCCAUACGCUCUUCAACUUCUUCGGCUCCCCUUCCCUUAUCACCUUCACCUUCGCGAUCGAUUCUUCAGACCUGCGUACCUGUAACCCCUUACUCUACUCGUCACCCUUGUUCUCAUUCCGUCUCUUAUACCUGUACGUUCACUUUUGGAAGGAGCUGUAAUGCGAAUGGUACAGUAGUCACAC
This is a messenger RNA of Microstroma glucosiphilum, 2614 nucleotides long. RefSeq lists its product as hypothetical. Bases 422 to 2236 code for a protein of 604 amino acids. The record is from RefSeq and is a predicted model, not a curated record. NCBI's taxonomy places the organism in Eukaryota, Fungi, Basidiomycota, Exobasidiomycetes, Microstromatales, Microstromataceae. The transcript has a single exon.